UGCCAACCGAACAUCCAAUAAAUCCCAGUAGAAGAAGAACUCAUGCUGUUUUCAUUUGCUGGUCACAAAACCAAGUUCUGCUAUGUUAACCUGCAUUUUGAAAUAAAGGUUGGGCUUUUUCGAAAUCAAGAUAAUGUGGAGGUUAAGUAGAAUCCGACAUAAAGCUGGCCGAGCAGGCUACAGCCUUGAGGAGUUACGGGUAAAGAGGCGAGAGCAUGAAAAAGCCCUUCGUCAGGCUCGCCGAGACAGACAAUUGGUGAGCAGGAGACUCCUACUGAAUGAAGAUGAGGGGCAGCAAGAAGCCAUCAGGCACACUUGUUCAGAUGAAAAUGAUGUAGUCAGUUUGUUCCACAAUCUUCAGCACAGCAGUCCAGAGAGAGAAGCCCACCUUAAAACCUUGAGUAAAUCUCUACGUGACCUGUCUGCUCAGCUUAUCUUCAUCAAGCAAGAGAACAGUAUCCACGUGCUGGUUGGACUCCUCACCGGCCCCAACACUCGGUGCCGCCUGCAAUCUGUCUGCUGUUUCCACGAGCUGUCUCACUCUCCUCACCCCAGCGUGACCACAGCCUGUCUGCCUGCCACACCCUACCUCCUCACCUACCUCUCUGGACAAAGCACCAGAUUCACCGAGUUAUGUCUCUACACGCUUGGGAACUUGUGUCCGGAUAGUGAUAUUGUGAGAGAAAAACUUCUGGCUCAGGGAAUUAUACCAGCACUUGCCUGCUGUAUCGAGAACCAGAGGCAUAACAUGGCAGUGAUGGAAGCUGCGGGUUUUACCCUUUCACAGCUUCUCCAAGCCAAAGACGCAUCAGAGAAAAUUAUCCCGUUGGUUCUAGCCUCCAGUUUACCCUCACACCUAUUAGCAGUGCUGACACCUGACCAGAAUUUUGCCCUGGCCCCCGCCAUUGAGUGUGCAUGGUGCCUGCACUACCUCACGUGCAGUGGGGAGGAUAACCGAGCUCUGUUGGCCUGUGGGGCUCUGUUGCAGUGCAGUAUGCUGUUAGUGUCGCUGGGUGGCGCUGUCGCUCAAGGAAACAAAGCGGAGGGAGUUGAACUGCUUGUGUGCCCUCUGCUGAGGUGCGUUGGGAACCUCCUGUCCUGCACAGCAGAUGUCCCAGACGCUUGUUUGAGUGACGUUGGGCUCACGGUCGCUCUCUGUGCUCUGCUUCAAGCUUACGUCCAGACUCGGCCUUCUUUGGCCAGAGAGAGUGCCUGGGUCCUCAACAAUCUCACAGCUCGAUCCUGUCUGUUUUGUUCGGCCUUGAUAACGCUCAACUUGGUCCCGAAUUUGAUCCAACUUCUUCCAUUCUCUCAAGGCAUCAACACAAUGAUCCUGAGAGUCUUAGCAAACGUGGCCCACAAGAAGGAGUUCUGCAUCCAGUUGGCUGAGUUCGGAUUGCUCUCUUCUCUCUGUGCCACACUUAAAAUGGCAGAGCAAGCGGUGGUGACCUUGAGUCUUGACAUCCUUUUCAUGCUCUUCGCUAGUGGUUCUCAAGUGGUUGAGGACUUUGUGAGGGAAGGCGGCAUUUCACUUCUUGAAACUUUUCAAUACUACAGCGAAGAAGAUGUGAGGCGAAAAGCAGUAUACCUCCUGGAAGAACAUGUUCUUUCUUCCUCCUCACAGUGCACUGUCAGCUGCAUCCCUUCUUCUUGACGGCAAGUCAGAUGUGGGCAGUGCAACGUUAAAUACAAACGUAUCAAAGACCCAUCUGAGAAAGAAAAUGUACUCAUCACAUUUUUUAAAAGGCAAACUAAGUUUUUAAAUGUACUGUAUAUUCAUCAUUGAUUUGAUUGUAAAUAUGAUCACUCUGGAGAAUCAGCGACUUUUUUUUUUCCUGCACGCUAAAGGGUAUGAUAAUAACAUGGGCAAAAAUACCCCCGAGUGUGAAAAAAAAUCUUCAUGCAUUAACACCAUUCUCACUCACCUGCCCUCCAUACAACGAAAAAAAACCCUGUUGCUAAUACAAAAUCUUCUUUUCUGCUCUUGCCUCGCAAUGAGAUUCAUUACAACGAAAUCUAAUCCAACGGCGACCUCUACUGCUUCGUUCGGAAACGGCAAGAGCAACCACUACACUGGUUUACACAUGCGCAGUAGUCCAGGAAGUAUUUGUUAUUGUUACAGACGCAGCAAUAACGUUGCGUUGCUAAAAUGGCUACAAAACGGACCUUUGGAUGUCAAGCAGCUAAGAGAAUAAGAGCUCUGACGCUGGAAGAGAAGCUUCUUCAACAUGGAUUCCGCUGCGCCAACAACCACCACCACAGAGAUCACAAGUGGUCAGAGAAAGAACUGGGAUGAAGCCAAGGUGCUGAUGUCCAGCAAACCUCUUCAUCGCUUCGUCCAAAAGGAGCCUCAGAGUCUUGGGGCUGUCAUUCUGAUCUGUGGCUGUGUUGAGUUCAUGAUGGGUUUCAUCUUGAUCAGCGAACCUCUGGAAAACUCCACCAAAAUCUUAAUCCCUUUCUGGCAGGGAGCUCUGUUGCUUAUCUGUGGAAGCUUGUCUAUCUACACCGGAGCACACCCUUCGAAAAGGAUGGUGACUGUUUGUUUGGCCAUGUAUGUAGUUGCCAUCCUGGGAAUUAUUGUCUCUGUGGGAUACAGAGUAGUCUGCAUUUCCAGUUAUCGCUUUAUCAGAUACUAUGUAGGUCCACGAGUGGGGCAAGAGUGGAACUACAGCAGAAUGCUGCAACUUUAUGGUAUUGAAGGCAUUUUGUGCACUUGCUCCCUCUGCGUAUCAGUGCUGCUCAUCCUCUUGUCAGCUGUUGCACGCUUGGCUCUGAAAUCAACACAUACUCAGGUCAUUUUCCAGCAAAUUUCAACCCCACAGGAUGUUACAACAGCCCAAGAAUAAUUAUGAUGGACACACACACACCCCCCUU
This is a messenger RNA of Hippocampus zosterae (dwarf seahorse), 2874 nucleotides long. RefSeq names its product transmembrane and coiled-coil domains 6 (gene tmco6). The record is from RefSeq and is a predicted model, not a curated record. The transcript has 19 exons. Gene Ontology annotation, molecular function: nuclear import signal receptor activity; protein binding. NCBI's taxonomy places the organism in Eukaryota, Metazoa, Chordata, Actinopteri, Syngnathiformes, Syngnathidae. Gene Ontology annotation, biological process: protein import into nucleus. Bases 134 to 1654 code for a protein of 506 amino acids.